AUGUUUUUCAUGCGAGAUUCGAAAAAAUUGGCAUAUGAAUCCGAUUUAAUAUAUGAAAAAGCUGUGUUUGCUUGUGUCCACAGUGGACAACCAAGAGUACGUGGAGCUGGUCGUCGUCCUGAUCAACAUUAUUUAGCAUUAGGAUACCCGGCAAAAAUUCGUUUAUUAAAUAAAAAUAGCGUAUUGAAAAUCAUCAUUUAG
Molecule: messenger RNA, 201 nt
Organism: Didymodactylos carnosus
Lineage: Eukaryota; Metazoa; Rotifera; Eurotatoria; Philodinida; Philodinidae
Source: the annotation of a GenBank genome assembly